AUGGUGUGGACAGAGAGCCUCCGUAACCUGGUGUUAGCGGUGUAUGGAUUCACUCUGAUCACUGGCCUCCCAGCUAACAUCCUGGCUUUCUACACCUUCUUCCAGAAAGUUCGCCAGCGGUCCACCCCAAUAGAUGUCCUGUUACUCAGUUUAACUAUUUCGGACCUGAUCUUCCUCUUCUUCCUGCCGUUUCGUAUGGUGGAGGCAGCAAACAUGCAAUGGACACUGCCGUACUUCCUCUGCCCGCUGUCGGGUUUCAUCUUCUACUCCACAAUCUACAACAGCACUUUCCAUCUGACAGCCAUCAGCGUGGAACGCUACCUGGGUGUGGCCUUUCCCAUAAAAUACAAGCUAAAACGCAAUCCCCGAAAUGCAGUGAUAGCCAGUGGUAUAUUCUGGGUGGUAUCCAUGGCGCACUGCAGUAUCGUCUAUAUCAUGCAAUACCACAACCAUUCCAACCCCAACAUCACCGAUCCAUCCAAACGGAACACUUGUUAUGAAGAAUUCAGUCCCGAACAGCUCAAAAUCCUCCUGCCGGUGCGCAUGGAACUUUUUGCUGUGCUGUUCUGCGCACCUUUCCUCAUCUGUUGCUUCUGCUACAUCAAGUUCAUCCACAUCCUCUCCAAUCUGCCCAACAUAAACUCCAAGAAGCGGUUCAGGGCAAUUGGGAUGGCAUUGGGCACGCUUCUGGUCUUCAUUAUCUGUUUCUUGCCCUACAAUGUAUCGCAUGUUGUGGGAUAUGUAGGCAACUACAGCCCUGAUUGGCGAGUGUAUGCGCUGCUCACCAGCACGUUUAAUGCAUGUCUUGACCCAUUCAUAUUCUACUUCUCUUCCUCAGCACUCAGAGGGACUUUCAAGAAUGUCUUGCGAGAGCUGGUCAGGCGGCUGACCCUUCCCUGCUGUCGCUCUGCUCUCAAAUGCCCCCUAUUGAACUGUGUGAAUACAGAGGAAAGAACUCAGAGUUCUACUGAUAGCGUCCCCUUUGGCCAUUAA
Myxocyprinus asiaticus (Chinese sucker) is the source of this 993-nucleotide messenger RNA. RefSeq names its product free fatty acid receptor 3-like. Bases 1 to 993 code for a protein of 330 amino acids. Gene Ontology annotation, molecular function: G protein-coupled receptor activity. Gene Ontology annotation, cellular component: plasma membrane. The transcript has a single exon. NCBI's taxonomy places the organism in Eukaryota, Metazoa, Chordata, Actinopteri, Cypriniformes, Catostomidae. The record is from RefSeq and is a predicted model, not a curated record. Gene Ontology annotation, biological process: G protein-coupled receptor signaling pathway; cellular response to fatty acid.